AUGAUUCACACUGAUAUGAUAGUUGUAAUGGCUAAUAAUAAUGGUGAACCGCCCACCAAAAUGGACUUAUUCGCAAUAGAAGAGGCUACUCCUCCUACAGAUGAAUCAUUAGGUGGUCGAGAUGAUUUAUUUCUCGAAGAUUGAAGCUACACAGAGACUGGCUUUACUGCAGUUGUUUCGAGACUUUUGAUAACUGGCGAUACAUUUGAUCAUAUAAUAAAGCCUAAUUCAGAGAUGGACAUGAUUUGUGCAACCCAAAAAAAAGACAGUUGAACAGAGCAUGAUUUUAGCGGUAAUUUUUAA
Molecule: messenger RNA, 303 nt
Organism: Blepharisma stoltei
Lineage: Eukaryota; Ciliophora; Heterotrichea; Heterotrichida; Blepharismidae
Source: the annotation of a GenBank genome assembly